AUGCCAGGCAAACAGUCAGAAGAAGAGCCGCUGGAGGAGGCAGCUGCAGAAGACGGAGCUGAGGAAAAUCUGGUGGGCCUCACAGUGGAGGAGAUGCAUCAGGGCCAGGAAGCUGCCCUGGCCCUGGAGGAUAUGAUGGCACUGAGUGCUCAGACCCUAGUCCAUGCUGAGGUGGACGAACUCUACCAGGAAGUUCGUCUCCUGGGCCAGGGACGUUUUGGCCGGGUCCUACUGGUCACCCAUCGUCAGAAAGGCACGGCCCUAGCACUGAAACAACUCCCAAAGAAGUCUACUUCCCUCCGCGGCUUCCUAUAUGAGUUCUGUGUGGGCCUCUCGCUGGGUGCGCAUUCGGCCAUUGUGGCGGCUUACGGCAUUGGCAUUGAGUCAGCCAACUCCUAUAGCUUCCUGACAGAGCCCAUCCUGCAUGGGGACCUCAUCGCCUUCAUCCAGCCCAAGGUGGGCCUCCCGCUGCCAGCAGUCCAGUGCUGUGCCACCCAGCUGGCUUCUGCGCUGGAGCACAUUCACUCCCACGUAGUAUACCGGGACCUCAAGCCGGAGAACGUGCUCGUGUAUGACCCAGCCUGCUGGCACGUCAAGCUGACCGACUUUGGCCACACACGGCCCCGGGGGACCCUGCUCCGCUUGACUGGGCCACCCAUCCCUUACACAGCCCCCGAGCUCUGUGCUCCCCCACCUCUCCCUGAGGGGUUACCCAUUCAACCUGCUCUGGACGCUUGGGCUUUAGGGGUCCUGGUUUUCUGCCUUCUCACUGGCUACUUCCCCUGGGACCAGCCACUGGUGGAGGUCGACCCCUUCUACGAGGACUUCCUCAUCUGGCAGUCCUCAGGUCAGCCUCAGGACCGGCCACAGCCCUGGUUCGGCCUGGCACCUGCAGCAGACACUCUCCUAUGGGGGCUUCUGGACCCUCACCCCCAGAGGAGGAGCCCUGUAUGUGCCAUCAAGGGCUACCUGGGGCAACCUUGGAAGCAGCAAGAGGGGGAGGCUGAGCAGCUGGGAAAAGAGUGA
Molecule: messenger RNA, 1026 nt
Organism: Castor canadensis (American beaver)
Lineage: Eukaryota; Metazoa; Chordata; Mammalia; Rodentia; Castoridae
Gene: Sbk2
Product: SH3 domain binding kinase family member 2
Biological process (GO): protein phosphorylation
Molecular function (GO): ATP binding; protein serine/threonine kinase activity
Source: RefSeq, a predicted model, not a curated record